Paramisgurnus dabryanus is the source of this 4497-nucleotide messenger RNA. It is a transcript of the gene rxraa, whose product is annotated as retinoid X receptor, alpha a. Gene Ontology annotation, cellular component: nucleus. Gene Ontology annotation, biological process: regulation of DNA-templated transcription. The record is from RefSeq and is a predicted model, not a curated record. Gene Ontology annotation, molecular function: nuclear steroid receptor activity; sequence-specific DNA binding; zinc ion binding. Lineage: Eukaryota; Metazoa; Chordata; Actinopteri; Cypriniformes; Cobitidae.
CCUUCACUGGGUCCCUUUGCAGUAGUGUGGACUGGAGAGUUGUACACAGAGCCGAGGAGAAGCGUGAACGCACACAAGUAGUGCCAUAAAGUGAACAUUUUACACUACCGCAAAAGCAUUUCAAGACUUGUCACUUUUACCGCGUGGAUCCGUCAUCAGAGAAGAGCUUAUAACGCGCGCGCGUCAGCUGGCAUGAGCUAACCCAUCAGACAUGGAAACCAAACCUUUCUUGUCAUUGGACAGUCUCGGCGACUCCAGCUAUCGGAGUCUCACCUGGACUUCAAAUGUACCCAGAGGGUUCCUGAAGCCCCAGUGCUCGAUUCCUCCGCAUCCUCAUAGAGGACGACCGGAAGCAUGUACGUGUUUCAGUGGCAUGUGUCCUCUCCAUCAGCGCAGGCUAUCUACAGACUCCUCUGGACAUUUGACGUCUUCACCUCUCAGCUCACCCACGUCCCACCGGGGGAUGCAUCCGUCCCUGCUGAGCCCGACUUCGUUGGGCCCCUCGGGGUCCCUUCAUUCACCCAUCAGCACUCUGAGCUCACCCAUGAAUGGCCUGGGCUCUCCUUUCUCUGUUAUCAGCUCGCCCAUGGGGCCACAUUCCAUGGCCUCACCGGGGAUGGGCUACGGUCCCAGUGUCAGCCCACAGUUUUUGCAGUUGAACUCGCCCAUGAACUCUGUCAGUAGCUCUGAAGAUAUCAAGCCACCCCUUGGUUUAAACGGCGUGAUGAAGGUGCCAGCUCAGCCCUCGGGAACCCCGAUGUCCCUCACCAAACACAUCUGUGCCAUCUGCGGCGACCGCUCCUCAGGUAAACACUACGGUGUGUACAGCUGCGAGGGAUGCAAAGGCUUCUUUAAAAGGACCGUCCGCAAAGACCUGACCUACACCUGUCGAGACAGCAAGGACUGUAUCAUUGACAAACGCCAGCGCAACCGCUGCCAGUACUGCCGCUAUCAGAAGUGUCUGGCUAUGGGAAUGAAGAGAGAAGUAUUGUUACAUACAGCCGUCCAGGAGGAGCGCCAGCGAGCCAAGGACCGCAAUGAGAACGAGGUGGAGUCCACCAGCAGUGUAAACGAAGACAUGCCCGUAGAGAAGAUCCUGGAGGCGGAGCUCGCCGUGGAGCCCAAAACCGAGACUUACAUCGAAACCAACCUGGCCAUGCCCUCAAAUUCACCCAACGAUCCCGUCACAAACAUCUGUCAGGCCGCAGAUAAGCAGCUCUUUACUCUGGUGGAAUGGGCCAAACGGAUCCCACAUUUCUCCGAGCUCCCUCUGGAUGACCAGGUUAUUCUCCUACGAGCAGGAUGGAACGAGCUCCUCAUUGCGUCAUUUUCACAUCGUUCCAUAACAGUGAAGGACGGGAUACUGCUGGCAACUGGAUUACACGUUCACAGAAACAGCGCCCACAGUGCGGGUGUAGGAGCCAUAUUUGACAGGGUCCUGACCGAGCUAGUGUCAAAGAUGAGAGACAUGCAGAUGGAUAAAACAGAACUGGGGUGUCUUCGAGCCAUCGUCCUCUUCAACCCAGACUCCAAAGGCCUGUCAAACCCUGGGGAGGUGGAAGCGCUACGAGAGAAGGUUUAUGCCUCUCUGGAAGCCUACUGCAAACAGAAGUACCCUGACCAACCUGGAAGGUUCGCCAAGCUUUUGCUGCGGCUCCCGGCCCUGCGCUCAAUCGGACUGAAGUGUCUAGAGCACUUGUUCUUCUUUAAACUUAUAGGGGAUACGCCCAUUGACACCUUCCUCAUGGAGAUGCUAGAGGCGCCCCACCAAAUGACAUAAUGAAAUAACGCCCUCUUGUUGCAGGGGGUAAUGAGGGUCCGAUCAUCCCCACCAUCCCCCAAUAAACUGAUCACUUGACACCAUUUGCCAGCGAGCUGCGGGAUUGACUUUUUCCAAUCUCCUCUUGACUCAGCGUUUCAAAUACGGUCAUGGCAUCAAUGGGUCUGUUUUAUACCUUGUAUAAAGAUAUAAAUAUAUAAAUAUAUAUAUAUAUAUAUAAAACAUACAAAAAAGAUGACGGCGGACUUCAAGCCCACAGACAACUGUGGACACGGGUGUAUUCAAAUCUUAAGUGGGUAAAUGAAUUGAAAAGAGAAAAACUGAAUAGAUUAGGUUAAGUUGCAGCGCUUCAUUGGACAGUAAUUGUCUGGAGGAUUGUGCAUGGGUCUUAUUCUGCCUCGGUCUUUUAUUCAGCAUUUAGCGCUGGUUAGGGCCAGCUUCUACAGAGACGGUUUGCAUCUGGAUGGAUUUUGUCAGACUUUAAUGGAUAAAGAUUCGGGUUUUAACACAAGCAUUGUGUUUCUGACACAUGGUGGGAGCUACACAAAUUCUCAGACGCUAUUGAGAUCCCGCUGCAUUUGCCGUUAUCCCUCAAGCGAGUCCCUGAAUUUGUAAUUACAGUGAUGCUCUGGAUGAAAAGUAUCGGGACGUUUGCAAGCAGCAAAGUUACAGACCGGAUGCUUUCAACUCGGCAAUCUGCAGGAUACAGAAUAACCACUCAGGUUUUAGCAUCCGAUGAGUCCGACCUGAGCUGCCCACACGUCUGGAGUUAUGGAGUUGGACCGUCAUCAUUUACACAUUGUGCACUCUGAACAUUUAAAAAUCAAAUCUGCCUGUUGCAGGGAUACCCGGAGCAAAGGGAUGCUGAAUGACAUCCAACCACCUAUAAGUCACCUACACAUGUGUGUUGUCUGUAUACCAGUUCACCUCAAGUUUUGUAAACUAGCUCAGUAUUCUGUAUUUUUCAAUUUGUUUUUCCAAAACGUGCAGUUACCUCUCUUGCUUACUUUUACUAUGGUAUAUUGAAUCCGUCGUGUCGCUCAUCCACCUCCAUGCAGUCAAGCUUUUUAGGAUAUUUUUUUGUUUCGAAGCACUUAAUCCUCACGUCUCAAACCGCAUUGCGGUUGUGUUUUUGAGGGAGUUUUACUCUGGGCUGGCGAAAUGGGUCCGCACGCUUUCUUUUGGCAAGGAGACCGGUUAGGAAACCAGCAGUGAGAGUUUUUUUUAUUAUUAUAAAUGUAGUUUUUGUAAAAUGUGUCUGUAAUUUGCCAUCCUUAGCGUUUUCUUUCUUUCUGUAAGCUGCUGCUGCUGCUUAUCUAUGCAUCUAGCAUUUUUUCCCAAAGACUGUCCAAAGGUCGAUGUUUUUACAAACUGGACAGCCAGAUUUGGUUUUGGUGUGUAUACAAGCAAGCAGCGUCCCGGACCCCGGUAAAAAAGGUGUCCAGAUCAGGACCUGAUCUGGGUGUCCAGACAGCGGUUGGUAGAGAUAAUAGACGUACAGAUAGAGAGAGGAGUGUAAAGUAUGGGAGAGCUGAUACUUCCCCCUAGUGGUGGAGAUGCAGCACUGCAACAUUACUUGAAUUUUAUACAAGUAUUUAAUGAGAGAAAUGGCACUUUUACGUGAUGUUAUCCGUGUUCGUUUAUGUUUGAGUGCAGUCUCACAAACGCUCUUCAGCAAUAGCACGAUUUAAAUGCUUAAAACAAUGGGUGUGUUCAAUUCUUAAAUCAUCUCGUACCUCACCGCCCUCGUUUCUUUCGCAUGGCAAAAUAAUUGAAUUGGCUUUGUCAGGCUUUUAAUAGGCGAGUGUCUCGGAUCACAGGUAUUUUGAAGCCAUAUGCAGGUUUGUAAAGUUAAUAAUGAAGAAACUUUCUCUUAUGCCGAACAAAUUGACGAGAGAUUUCUGACUUACUGCAGAAAUGAUCAUCUAACUUAGAUAGAAUGAAUGCAUACACAAAUGCUUUAUAACAUAAAGCUCUAUUUUGUCUAUAUGUAAAUGUGUGUAUAUUUCCUAAUAUGAAAGUAUAUGAAUUCGUUCUUUUAAAUGUUUUUCAGACGAUAAGAGGGAGCCAAGUGUGUUGCUUAAAUUGACUAAACCCAGACCUGAUUGCACUGUUAUAUUCACGGAUGUUUUUCGUUUGCUGAAACUUUUGUAUUCAGUCUUAAAUUGCAAAAACAAACUGAAAAUGUUGAACUAUACCAGCGGUUUCAAGCCCUUAGAAAAGAUCGUUCACCAGCUCCUUAAUAAUAGAAUAAUCAUUUCUCUUUGCAAGAUCCUGAUUGGUGGAAAAGCUGAGGAAGCCUGUAGCUAAACCAAGUAGUGAACUUUAACCCUGACACAAUCACAGCUUUAUUCGUCACACAAACAGAAAACGUUGAGAAAAUUAUAGGAAAAAUCUAUUUUUGUACAAAUGUAAUUUUAUCCCUUGCUUUUAUUCCCCUUUUCUUCUCUUCUUUCUGUGGGCUGUUGUAUACAUUGUGUAUAUGUUGAUUUGAAAUGGGGAAAAAUACAAAUCAGAGCAUUUUAAAGUGAAGUGUGUAGCUUCACUUUCACCUGUACUUGCCUUAUUUCUUUCUUUUGCCAUCUCAAAGAGAUGCAAUUGUCUUCUCAACAUAUUUUAUCUAUUUUUAAAAAGUCAUCUGUUCUUUGUGGGUUGUUCUUUGAUGUUUUGUCUUUCAUGCAAAUUAAAAAAAUAAUAAAGUCAAAAAUGGAAAUUCA